AUGCCUCAAGUGUUGCGGAGCAUGCCUCGUGCUGCCCACGGGGAUGGUGCGACUGAAACCGCUGCUGGUGCCGAUGCAAAUGGAAAGCCUGAGGAUGGGACUGUGUAUCUUGCCACUGAUCCCCGGUCCACGCGCGGGGUGACUAAGUCGGUUGCGGAGGAGGCGAGGGGAUACCUGGAGAAGGCAGAGGAGGAUUUUUUACAGUUCACGCAGCACCUGGGGCGAGCACUCAUCCUCACCACCAUCCCUGGGGUUGUUUUGGAAACCCUUCGUGAGCUCUCAGGAUCGAGGGUUCAAGGAUGGGACGUGGUGUGGUUCUGCUGGGCGGCAGGGCUUGUCCUGGGGUGCAUGGUCGGGGUGGGCGAGGUCAUGCAGAAGCACCAGAGGCGGCGCGCUGCCGCCCGCCUGCCGCCUAGAAGAGUUGUCCUGACUGGAGGCUCCAGGGGCCUUGGCAAGGCCAUGGCUCGAGAGUUCCUAUUGGCUGGUGAUGAUGUGUUGCUGACAUCAAGGAGUGAGCAGGGGGUGGAGGAGGCACUGAGAGCACUGCAGCAGGACACGUGGCACAUCACAGGGCGCGCCCCCGUGGCUGUGCUGGUCAAGGCUGGGUCCAAUCGGAUGGAGUCAACGCAGUCAAGCAGGGAGGUAUGGGAGCUGCCCCAGGCUCAUGGGGUGCAGCAGCAGGAGAAGCAGCGCCAUGAGCAGCAGAGAGUGGUUGGCAUUGCCUGCGACGUGCGGUCGGCAAGCGACGUCCAGAUGCUUGCUGACAUGGCACGGCAGGAGCUGGGACGAGUCAACAUCUGGGUGAACAACGCAGGCACCAACCCCAUGGCCAAGCCCUUCGCUGACUUUGAAGACCACGAGCUGGAGCAGGUGGUUUCCACCAAUCUGCUGGGCUCGCUCCUAUGCACGCGGGCAGCAAUGCGCCUCAUGCAGCAGCAACCACCCUCCCUACCACACCAAACAACCGGCCACGUGUUCAAUUUGGAAGGCGCAGGGUCGUGGGGGGGCGCCACGCCACAGUAUGCUGCAUACGGCGCCACCAAGUGUGCGCUCCGGCAGCUGGGGGCGUCACUGGUGGAAGAAGGGAGACUGGAGGGGAGUGAGAGGGGGAGGGAGGUGGGGACUGGGGUGGGGAACGAUUCGAGGAGAGAGGGUGGGAGUGAGGGGGCAAGUGGAGGAGGGGUGGAAAAGGGAGGGGGGAGGAGGGGAAGAGUGGGUAUUCAUGCGGCGUCCCCAGGGCUGGUGCUGACGGAUCUGCUGCUGAGUGGAGCGACGGUGGCCAACAAGCAGGCCUUCAACAUUGUGGGGGAACACCCCGAGACCGUUGCCCGCGUGCUCGUACCCCAGAUGCGCACUGUAAGGGGUACGGGGUCCACAGUGAGCUACCUCACACCGCCCCGCAUAGUCCUGGCCAUCCUGUCUGCCUGGAUGCGCCGAGGCCGCUGGUUUGACCAACAGGCCGUGUAUGCAACGGAGGCGCAGAGGCUGCGGGCAUGGGCGGAGGGCAGAGACAGGUCGGCCAUCGGGGCAGCGAUGGAUGCCGUGCCCAGCAUAGCUUGGCUCUCCCUCGCAUCAAUCCUCCCUUUGUCUGUGUCCCACAUUGCUGCAGGGGCAGGCCGUAACUCAGGAACGUAG
Closterium sp. NIES-65 is the source of this 1635-nucleotide messenger RNA. The record is from the annotation of a GenBank genome assembly. NCBI's taxonomy places the organism in Eukaryota, Viridiplantae, Streptophyta, Zygnematophyceae, Desmidiales, Closteriaceae.